UUUAACGGGAACCACGGACACGCUCAGGCGCACGUACAGACGCACACACACUCUCUAUCUCUCUCGCCACUCUCACUCCGCAACUCCGCCAAGACGUCGAAGAUGAGCGGCAGAAGCGAAGGUGGGGGUGCGUCUUACAAGAAGAAACUCUUCUUCCGCUUCUUCAUCGCUCUGAUCGCCCUCUUGGGGCUCUUCAGCAUCUACUAUGGCUCCCUCCUCCCUCCGCGACCACUCAGCAGAGCCGAGUUCGAUGCUGCUGAGCGCACCGACAUAGUCGUCGGUAAAUUCUCUCUGUCGGCCGGCGACGCGGAUGACGGUUUAUACGAACUCAAAAGCAUCCCUGUUUGUGAUGCUAGGCUGUCGGAGUUGAUCCCAUGCUCGGAUAGACAUCUGAUAUAUCAGAUGAAAUGGAAGUUCAAUUUGAACUUGAUGGAGCACUAUGAGCGGCAUUGCCCACCCGAAGAACGGCGAUAUAAUUGUCUAAUCCCUCCUCCCCGUGGUUACAAGGUACCCAUCAAAUGGCCUGCAAGCAGAGACGAAGUGUGGAAGGUGAACAUACCUCACACUCACCUUGCCUCCGAGAAAUCUGACCAGAACUGGAUGGUGGUUAGAGGGGACAAGAUAAAUUUUCCUGGUGGAGGAACCCAUUUUCAUCAUGGAGCGGAUAAAUACAUUGCUGAUUUGGCUAAGAUGCUCAAGUUCCCUAAUGAUAACCUCAACAACGGGGGGCACAUUCGGAACGUCAUUGAUGUCGGUUGUGGUGUGGCAAGUUUUGGGGCGUACCUUCUUCCUCUUGAUAUUAUAGCAAUGUCAAUUGCACCUAACGAUGGUCAUGAGAAUCAGAUCCAGUUCGCCCUGGAAAGGGGAAUUCCGGCUACAGUUGGUGUUUUGGGGACUAUGAGGCUUCCUUAUCCUAGCAGAUCGUUUGAGUUGGCCCAUUGUUCACGUUGUAGGAUUGAUUGGCUUCAGAGAGAUGGCGUUUUGUUGCUGGAAUUGGAUAGGGUACUGAGGCCAGGAGGUUAUUUUGCCUACUCUUCUCCGGAAGCCUAUUCAAAAGAUGAGGAGAACCUUAGGAUAUGGAAUUCUAUGAGUGAUCUUUUGAGAAGAAUGUGCUGGAGGGUUGCAUCGAAGAGAAAUCAAACUGUCAUCUGGGUUAAGGCGACAAGUAAUAGCUGUUACAAUAGACGAGCUCCUGGAACUUUGCCCCCACUGUGUGGCUCAGAUGUGGAUCCAGAUGCAUCUUGGCACGUGCCAAUGAAGGCUUGUAUUACACCAUAUUCAAAGAAGAUGCAUCAGGAAAAGGGUAGUGGCUUGGUUCCAUGGCCUCAAAGGCUUUCAACACCCCCACCUCGUUUACAAGAGCUACAUAUUAGUAGUGAAGCGUUUUUCGAAGACAUGGAAGUAUGGCGUCGGAGGGUCAUUCAGUACUGGCAGGAGAUGAAACAUGAAAUAGAGACAAACACUUUAAGAAAUAUCAUGGACAUGAAUGCAAAACUUGGUGGCUUUGCAGCUGCCCUUAAAGAUAAAGAUGUCUGGGUGAUGAACGUGGUUCCUGUGAACCAGUCUGACACAUUGAAGAUCAUUUAUGACAGAGGACUUAUUGGAACCAUGCACGAUUGGUGUGAAUCAUUUUCAACGUAUCCUCGAACUUACGAUCUCCUUCAUGCUUGGGAUGUAUUCUCCGGCAUUGAGAAUCGGGGAUGCAGUAUCAUGGAUCUUCUUAUUGAGAUGGAUAGGAUUCUGCGGCCUUCUGGUUUUGUCAUCAUACGGGACAAAACAUCUCUUCUAGAUCAGAUAAGGAAGUUCCUAACAGCCUUGCAUUGGGAUGGUUGGUCGGUAGUAGUUGAACCUGGUACAGAUGCUAUAUCCCAAGAAGAAGAGAGGUUAUUGAUUGCUCGAAAGAAAAUGUUGGAAGCACAUUAAUCUACUGUUGCAUGGCUUUUAAAGUGGCUCAUGGUAUUCUGCUGUUUCCUUCUGUUGAAUGGGGUGGAGAAUGAGGCUGCCGUCGUUCUUCACUUUCUGGCACCAAGAUUCGUGGUGAACCAUAGCUCGGGUUUUCAGAUUUUAGAGGUUAUUUUGAUAUCUAAGAACCUUUUGAGUUGCCUGACUGAUCAAGUAGAGCUCUGAUUACAGACAUUGCCUUUUUGAAGUUUUGUCUAACCUGAGGAGCCAAGAAGUACCUUACUCAGCCCGUUGUACUAACAUGUCACAUGCUUAUGGAAGUGAAAAAAUGCAUUUUUAAUUUAUUCUGCACGUGUAAAUCCAUGUGUGGCUCUUGAACUGAGAUGUUCUAGCUUUUCCCUUUUCCCUUUUUUUUUUUUCUCUAUUCUGAAUUUUACCCUUAACCUUUCACCUUGAGAUCUCAAAAGCAGAAGAACGCAUUUGUUGGAAACUGUAAUAAUAUUUAUGGUUGAUAGUGGAUA
Molecule: messenger RNA, 2423 nt
Organism: Nymphaea colorata (pocket water lily)
Lineage: Eukaryota; Viridiplantae; Streptophyta; Magnoliopsida; Nymphaeales; Nymphaeaceae
Product: probable methyltransferase PMT9
Exons: 7
Coding region: 103-1923 (606 amino acids)
Cellular component (GO): cytoplasm; endosome; trans-Golgi network
Molecular function (GO): methyltransferase activity
Source: RefSeq, a predicted model, not a curated record